Molecule: messenger RNA, 8494 nt
Organism: Cavia porcellus (domestic guinea pig)
Lineage: Eukaryota; Metazoa; Chordata; Mammalia; Rodentia; Caviidae
Gene: Rimkla
Product: ribosomal modification protein rimK like family member A
Exons: 5
Coding region: 149-1324 (391 amino acids)
Biological process (GO): protein modification process
Cellular component (GO): cytoplasm
Molecular function (GO): ATP binding; N-acetyl-L-aspartate-L-glutamate ligase activity; metal ion binding
Source: RefSeq, a predicted model, not a curated record
GCCGCGCGCUGGGUCAGGGCUGCAGAGGCGCCUGGCGCACUGGCAGUAGCGGAGCAGCGGCGCACACGCCCCGACACCGGCCCUGCGGAGAGAGCGGCCCGGGGCGCCGAGGGUCCGCGCCGCGCGGGGCGCCGCCGCCGUGGCCGCCAUGUGCUCCCAGGUCUGGCUCCUAACGGACCGGCGUCUCAGCGAGGAUUACCCGCAGGUGCAGAUUCUGCGCGCCCUCCGGCAGCGCUGCUCCGAGCAGGACGUGCGCUUCCGGGCGGUGUUCAUGGACCAGCUCGCCGUCACCGUCGUCGGCGGCCACCUCGGCCUGCAGCUGAACCAGAAGGCCCUCACUACUUUCCCAGACGUGGUGGUCGUGCGGGUGUCCACACCCUCCGUGCAGUCGGACAGCGACAUCACUGUCCUGAGGCACCUGGAGAAGCUGGGCUGCCGCUUGGUCAACAGCUCACAAAGCAUCUUAAACUGCAUCAACAAAUUCUGGACGUUCCAAGAGCUGGCCGGACAUGGGGUCCCCAUGCCAGACACCUUCUCGUAUGGUGGACAUGACGACUUUUCAAAAAUGAUUGACGAGGCUGAGCCCCUGGGUUACCCGGUCGUGGUGAAGAGCACGCGAGGCAACCAGGGAAAAGCUGUUUUUCUGGCAAGAGACAAACAUCACCUCUCAGACAUCUGCCACCUGAUCCGCCAUGAUGUGCCCUACCUGUUUCAGAAAUACGUGAAGGAGUCCCACGGAAAAGAUAUCCGGGUGGUGGUGGUCGGGGGCCAGGUGAUAGGCUCCAUGCUUCGCUGCUCCACAGACGGACGGAUGCAGAGCAACUGCUCUCUGGGUGGCGUGGGCGUCAUGUGCCCCCUGACAGAACAAGGCAAGCAGCUGGCCAUUCAGGUGUCCAACAUCCUGGGCAUGGACUUCUGUGGCAUCGAUCUUCUCAUCAUGGACGAUGGCUCCUUUGUGGUGUGCGAAGCCAAUGCCAACGUCGGCUUCCUGGCCUUCGACCAGGCGUGCAACUUAGACGUGGGAGGGAUCAUUGCAGACUAUUCCAUGUCUUUGCUGCCAAACCGGCAGACCGGGAAGAUGGCCGUCCUCCCAGGACUGUCGAGCCCCAGGGAGAAGAAGGAGCCAGAUGGCUGUGCUUCAGCUCAGGGAGUCGCAGAGAGCGUCUACACCAUCAACAAUGGGUCUACCUCUAGUGAGAGUGAACCUGAACUGGGAGAGGUCCGGGAUUCCUCCGCAAACACAAAGGGGGGCCCACCCCCUGUGCUGCCGGAGCCCGGCUACAACAUUAACAACAGGAUUGCUUCAGAAUUAAAACUUAAGUGAACUCCUGCUUUCUGGCAGCAUUUAAACCAAAUCCUACUGCUUCCCUAGUAGUUUCAUGUGAAUAAAAUCUGGACUAGUGUGAUUUCAUUUGCACAGGAACUAGAAAUCCCAUCUGGGCACUCAGCAUUCUUUCUAACGAUGAUUUGAGCAAAUGGCUUAGCUUUGUGGUUUUUAUAGACGCUAGUAUGAAAAUGCUCACCACCACCACCAUCUCCGUGGAUCAGUCUGAGGCUAAUGCCUGCUGUGAGCGCUUGGAUAAAGCCCUGACUCUGUGCUGCUGUUUCUGGCUGUUAGCAGAGAACGUGAACUUGGAUUGGCUCCUGGAAACAGCUGGAAACCUGUGCAGACCAGGUGGGAUGCGACUGCGGUGAUACGUGCUUCACUCAGCAUGUGUGUGAUGCCCAGAAAAUACAGAGCUGAAAUGCUUGCAGAGGGUCAGCCUCUGCUCCCCUUCAGUCACCUUCUCCACCGUGAUUUUGGACCACAUUCAGCCCUCAGGAUGUGGUAUUUUAGGGAGCUUCUUCAUUAGCAUUUGCAAUGAAGCACUUUGUAGGAAGGGGAUGGAAUGUUCUUUGACCUUACUGGUUGGCGUAUGUCCUGCUUUGUAUCUGGGACUUUCUACAAAUUGCUUGGCCACUCUGAAUUCAUAAACCCUGCUUCAACUAAUGCCAGCUCCAGCGGCUUUUUGCACCUUUGCUGCCUUUGGCCUCAGCUGGAAUCAGACUUCAACGGGCUGGUGGCCACACACUUUGUUUCUUAAGCGUGCACUAGAACCUAACCCCAUGGACUUGCUUUGCAAUGGACUCUGUUCACUUGUCAUCCUGAAGCCAGUGGGUUUUUACCACGGAAAGUUGCCAGAAGAUAGACAAUCGUUCUCCUUCCUCUGCUGAAACUUUACGGCAUAGCUGUAGGAGGUUUUCUGUAUGAGUUGAUGUUGUGGGCCUUUUGGGUAGAGCCAGCUAUUGGAAACUCACUCUGAUACCCUGGAUGCUCAGUUCUUCUCCAGGCACCAGAAUCCUGUUCUUACCCACUUUUCCAAACUGAGGAGACUCAGGUAUCAGGAAUUACUCCAGGCACGUUGUGGGAGGGGAGCUGAUGUAGACAUGACACCAAGUGCUUUUCAUUUUAACUCUUCAAGCCGUAGAUCACACGUUUCCCUUGGGAGGAAUCAUGGUGAAAGAGUUUCCCACUUCUGCUUAUAUGAAGUGUAACUGAAAAUGAGCAGUGACCAAAUAUACUAGGGUAUCUACACUCAAGAAUUACCAUUAUUGCAGUUAUUUCCUUGGGAGACCAUACUCUUGAGCUAUGAUGUUGCAUGUGCCAAGAACACUUAAAAUUCCUCUUUGGGGUUAUCUUUAAAGCCAUGGGAGGAAAGAGGCCUCAAUUUAUAAUCAGACCUUGUUUUUUGUUUUAAUCUCCCUCCUGCUAAGGUAGUACCAAGUUCCACUCCCAUUUUAUUUAUCAGACUUAUUUUCUAAUGCCCUUUGCCUGUUAAAAAAAAUUCCUCAAAAACCAGAUCUGCCCUUAAAGGAAAAAGAUUGCUAAGGAAGCUUACAAGUUACAGUUUCCAAAGAGGGUUCUAGAAAUGUUUUGUGUAAUGUCAGCUUCAUGAAAUAAACAUGUAUCUUUCCAUGGUAACUACUUUGAAGGCAGCACCACCCAUGUGAGUGCAUAAUUCCUGUACUUCCUCUGCUGUAAAUGGAAUAUGUAUAUAAAGUUAAACUAUUAUAUUUUUCACAACACAAGUAGAAAUUGGCUCUUAAAAUACUGUAGUUAAAACCAGACCUCACCAAGUAACAGUUGUACAAUUUAAAAAUAUGUGGUGCCAUGUAAUGGAGAUGUCAUACAACACAGUUGUAAUUUAAAUGCAGUCCAUAGGGUGCAUGCCAUUGAACUGUAACCCAAGUAAUGUGUCUUGUACAGUUGAAUACUGAUAAUACUUCACCCUUGCAUAGGUUAAGACCUGUACUUUAUCUUUACCACUCAGGGUGGCUUUAAAAGAGGAAAAUUUUUGGUUUGUUCUCACUGAAAUUGAUCAGAUUCUUUCUGUGUAAAUAUCUGAAACAAUUGUUGGCCUCCUGGAAGCUACAUUCAUUCAUUUUCACUGUUUCACUGUUUGGUGUAAGACUCAUCUCCCUGAUCUGUCUGAAAGGAUGCUAGCAGGGCCCCAUCCUGAGAAGAGCAGCUAAAAUGUCCCCACAUUCCUUUGCCAGAGGAGUCUCAUUUUCCAGCUGGUAGGGACAUCUGUUGUCAUUGGCAUCACUGCCUGGAAUUAAUCCUGUCUAGGAGUAGAGAAAGCUGGGUUACAGCUGGAUCCUAGCCCCAUCUUCCAGGGUUUUCCAUACCACAGCUGGCUGUGGGCUUUACGAGCCUCAGUCAGGUGGCCUGGUUACAUGUGUCACCGCUACCCAUGCCAGGUACAGCUGUCCUCACACAGCUGACCUCCCCUGUGCAAUCUCAUGAACUCUGUGUACAUUUUCCCUCUCUGCAGACAGAGAAGGCCUACUGUAUUUACCUUGGAGACUGAAGUUGCAGUGAGUCAGUAGGUGAGGCUGUUCAUUAUGUGAAAGCUGGUAACAGCACCCCUGACACCUGAUUUUAACACAAAUUCUCAUCACUGCUCCUCUGAAGAAAUUAAAAAAGGAGAGCAUGAAUUCCUGGUAUCAACAAACCAAACAAUGGAGGCCCUGAGAAAAGAAUGCAGCUUCUUGGAGGCCUUCCAGCCAGGGAAACUUGCAACCUGAAAGGAAUAGGCUCUGGGGAUGCUCCAAGAGCCUUCUGGAUGUGUUGUUUAUAACCUGCAACCCUUGACUCUUGUAUAACAACUAACAAAAUCUUCCUUAUGUAACAUAAAUUCAGUGUCUGUAUAUGGUCUUCCCUUUAUCUACUAGUAGCAUCUUGAAACUGGUCAAACUUGAAUGCCAAUCAAUAGCUCAGUCACUCAGAAUAUAUAUGAUUCUGCACUUGGGAAAAAUGUCUUCAUGCUAUCUGUCUGUCUGAGUAUGGAGUGAACAGAGUGUGGAUCAGGGGCUUUAGGUCUCUAGGAUCUCAAAAAUCAUCUAAGUUGGGGCUGGGGAUUUAGCUCAGCGGCAUAAGCACCUGCCUUGCAAGCAGGCGGUCGUGAGUUCAAUCCCUGGUACCAAUAAAAAUGAAAAAGACAAAACAAAACAAAACAAAAAAAAUCAUCUAAGUGGAUCAUAAGUUGUAGAUUCAAUGCUCCCGGAAAGGGAGUCCAUGAUUAUUGGCAUACAGCAAGAAGGAAAGAGGAGAGGAAAGGUCUGGGAUUGUUUUGUGGGAGGAAAACAAAUUUGGGAUGAUUUGGGAUCCUAGUGAGGAGGAUGAAAAAAUGGCUCUUUUGUGGGUUAUUUUAAUGAAAAUAUCAUGAAUAUAUUGAAUAUAGGUAGAUGUCCUUGAAGCCAGCUGCUCUAUAUGAAGAUACUGGGAUGCAUGGACUUGUAUGCAUCCUGCAGAAGUGAGGAAGAUGUACCUCAUCCCUUUUCUAAGUCGUGAGGCAUGCUGGUUUUGAAAACACUAAAUCUGAGGAAGAUGGAAGCAGCUAAUGGGUACAUGGUGUUCCAGAACCACUCAAGUAACAGCUGACCCUUGUAGAAGCGAAUGGAUCAGGGUACCCUGGCUGGCAAAGCCAAGAGUUGCAAUUUACUGAGGAGCGUGAAGGGAUGCAUCCAACAGCAAACAAGCCACUUCAGUGUAAUGCUUGCCUUUGUCCUGGAAGUGAGGCCUCUGUUUGCAGUUAGUCUGUGCAGAUGUUUUGGGAAGGACCCUGACAAUAGCUAUUUGUCAAUGUCCCUGGAGUUAAUGUUCUUAGAUUUGGGGCUACAGCUUAAUAGAAAACUUGGUGCUACUUUUGGCUUUGCCUCACAGAUUCAAGAUUAGAACAGAUGAGCACUUUAAAAUGUUUCUAUCUGGAGACCAUCCUUCUCAGGGAUUUAUGAUUUUAAUCCUUCCCUAAAACUGAAUAAUGCCCCUUUCCAAAUCUAUGGCUCUACUCUGCAGUCUUCCCUCCUAAAAUCCUCACAGCUGAGUGAGCUUUCUUCCUUCAUCCCUUCUGAUUCCCUUCAGGGACCGUUCCUGCCAACAUGCAGCACUAUCCCAUCCCCUGGCCUGACAUCUCAACCCUAUUUGGUGACCCUGUUCUGUGAAGUUCAUUUUCUCUGGGACUCCAAAGCAACAUUGCAAAAAUCACUCCAAAAGCCAGUUUGGAGGCCACAGGAAUAGCAGCACUUGAAGGGCAGUCUAGUCCCCAUUUUAUAAAUAGGGCAUCCGGUUCCAAACACCAGUCACUCAGCCAGUUGGCAGCAAGGUUGAAUCCAGGUUAGUACACAGCUACCCUUCUAGCCUUUCCUGUUAUCCAGGGCCCACCCUCUGCUCAUGCCCCUUCCCACAAGCCUCUUCUCUGCACAGUAUAGUGGCAAUGGGCAACUGUCAGUGCUUCAACACUUGCAUGGAUCUAGGCAAGAGCCCCAAAGGUGCGUGAGGCUUCCAGGGUGCAAACUGACUGCUGUCCUGCACCCUCUUCAGGAUCAACCAAGACCAUUUAGCUCCACCACGCACUCAGGAUGUAAAGGAGAAGGGCCCUGCCAAGCGACUGAGGGCCUCCUCCGCUCCAUUUUGGCUAAUGUCCUCUCACUGCAAAAGGACUUGACGGCCAAGGAUUUGGCGUUCCUGAACUCCCAUCAGGUGCACCUAAAGGGGAGUCUUUGCUAUACACGCUCCAGCUGCAACCACUAAAAAGCUCAAAAGUUUCCUCCCAUUUUAUUCUGCAGUGUGUCUCACUAGGCAGAUUCUUUUCUGUGAAAGCCCAAAUGUCAUCUGAGAACCGAUUAUCCCUUCAAAUCCAAUGGUUCUAACUGUGCUCCCAUUCAGAUCCCUUGGAUUUCUGUGAUUUCUAAAGGGAUUUAUUUUUUGUAACUACUGAUUCCAAACUUCUGCUACCUCAUUGUAAGUAACAGUGUUGUCGCAUGCCUGCACUGCAUCAGUGAAGACCGGAAGCUCAGUUCCCUCCCCCAUUUCCUCACAUGGCAAAAUUUAAAUGAAUGUGUGUGCACACGCACUCAUCUGGAUGUGACAGGGAGUGGCAGACACUGCAGCAAUGCAGACUUGGCAACGCUCAGAAUCUUCAUAUCCUAUGAAGGAGUCUCUCUACUCACCUGCCAUUCCACGUGGUCCCCAUAUCUCUUUUGGAACAUGCCAAAUCCAUUUACGUUCUUAGGUAUAACCAUUCCUCUUUUUAAAUUUUGAUUCCUAAUGCUUACUUUCAUGAUUUCACCCUUUACCAUUGGUGGCUUACAGAAGGAAUUUCCCAAACAAAACCACCUACCUCAAGGGGAGCUCGAAAGGCAUCCCUGAAGGUGACACGUUUCAUUCUCACUGUGAUAACCCAGCAUCCUAAUGAUCAUGAUCACCACUAGCCUGCCGGGAGCGAACCCCCGGAAGGCAAAAGGGAAUACUGUGAAUGGCACCAGUUUGAGUGAAGUGGGGUUCAAAACCCAACUCAGAUAAGCUAGAGCUUGUAUGACCUUAGGAACAGUCUAACUUGCUAACGUGUAGUUUUGACACCUCUGAUGCAAUCGGUAGACGUAAUCUUGAAAAUGAAACACUAAUAUAUACUUCAGUUUCCUUUCCUUUGGCUGCCACCACUGUGAGCAGCCACGAGCCUUCUUGUGCUUGUGGCUCAGUGCCAAGGGAUAAAAGCUGGCAGGCAGCAGCUUUGCAACUGGGGAUAGGGAUGCUGGGGAUAGGGCUGGCGGCUGCUCAAGCAGGCUGUCAUUUGAGUUUAAUGAAUCGCAUCCAUCCUUGAUACUAUGAUGCUAUGCUGUAUGCAACGUACAGGGUAUGUAUUUGGCUCAGACAGUUGGGAGGCUAGAAAGCGGAUGAGUAGCCUGACCUUGAGUGAUUCAGCACUUGGUUUUUGUUUGCUUGGUUCUUCCUGUAUUAGGUUUACUGGCUUUGCAUCAAAUGGAAGGAGGAGGUGCCAGGGUCUUUUACCAAACAGAGGGUGAGAGGGAGUCCAGGAAGUACAGGAAGCAAGGAACUGACAGCACCAUCUGCAUCGGCCAGGAUGACAGCCCUGAGAUAAAUGAAGUGAAUCAAUAAAGUAGCUAAACUUCUGCUGUCCUGGCCCUGUCCUGAGUGGGACUCCUAGAAUCUCCUAUUUGAGAUACUAAUUUGCUAUAAGGGGAGGACUGGUAGCCCUUAAUCAUUCUGUGGAGUAACAGAUGUCUUUGUAAAGGAAGGACCAGGCAGUGCCCUGUGUGUUUAGAUCCACUGGAGGUCCCCUGAGCUCCAGAAAUAUCCUGAAGCAAGUUUCUACCAACCAAGAGAGCAGCCUGUUAAAUUUUCAGGAAUGUUAUGAGCUGAUUAUUAAACAUAUGCAUUAUUAAACAUUAAAUCAUAUAAACUUACAAUUAAAACAGAAAAACUCAAAACAAACUUCCUACUUAUUUUACUAUCUUGUUGUGGCUAUUGACAUUUGUCGUGUUUGUGUAGUGGAAAUACUAUAUAAUUAACUGUGUGCCACUGCCUCUCUCCUCCCAACUCCACCAUUCAAAGAUGCCACACUGGUAGCUUAGAAUUAGCCACAAUCGAAUGAGCUACAUCAGAAAUGGGCAAACACCACAGAGCAUGUUUGUCACCCCUGUGAGCUGGUUGUUAAACAUUUGUGAGUGCCCCACCACUCCUGGGUGACAGAGACACUGAGACAUGUAAGCACCGAAAUAUUUUUCAGUGUGAAGAUUUCCUCAGAAGCAAGAGUCCUGGUAAACUGUGCACAACCUAUUCAUUGCAAACCCUACUUCUACAUGUGUGUGCAUGCAUGUGUGUUUGUACGUGUAAAAUAGCUUCUAUGAUUUUUAUACAGGAAAAACAUUUGCUUUUCCCCUUUGUUCUGGUUCAUAAGGUUAGUCUUACCUGGGGGAGGAGGUAUUCCAGCUAAGUUCCCUGCAGGAAAGUGCACGGUUAGCAAAUUGAAAGCACACUAAUUGGCAAAAUGAAAAUGUGCUUUGAAGAAUAGAUCUUAACUAGGCACCAAAAUAGUUCACUUCCAAGUGGUUUAUACAGCAAUACCAAUGUUAACUCUUCCAACAUAGAAGAAAUCAUUUAUAAAUGAUUGUUUUGCUAUUUUUGCUUCUUAUUAAAAUUAUUACUGUGGAA